GCUGUCUCCGUCCCCCUCCGGCCGCGUUGUUUGAAUACAGCUGCGACGUAUGAAUUUAGCAGGGUGCUUAAACAGGCCGCCGAUCUGUCACCCUGCUUCUCUUUCCUCCCCUCCGUCCAACCCCAACCUGACCUCCAGAGACGAACUCACUCAGCCCCUCAUUCAAACUCAAUCUGCUUUCAGCCCCUCUCAAAGCCUGUUUUAUGAGUCCGAGGCCUUGUCGACAGCUUUAAACCCCAUAUCCUCUCACUAAUGCUACAAUCGACUAGGUGUUAGAGGAUUAGGGUCUCUUCAUGUUGUCAUUAUGCUCCGUGUCUAAGAAGUAGAUGAUGUGGCUCAAGAUCUAAAACCCACGAGUGUGACCCUUUAGAUAUCUGGAGGUGUGUUUCUGUGUGGUGGGGUUUCUUUUGUCCCUAGUCGUCUCUUAUUUUGCUUAAAUUGAACAUAAACAUGUAUGUAGACGAGCCUGAAUGAUGUUUGUUACCUCAUGUUUUUAUCUGCAGAGGAGAGUUCAUCCCAACGUCCUCAGUAGGCAGCGAGAUUAUCGGUGAGCGGACGUCCGACAAGAAAACAUGUUGUUGCAGAAGAUGAGCGCUGACAUUCAUCAGAGCACCACAGGAAGCCAAAACCACUCCACCCAGGGAAAACACGAUUUCCCAGCUUCUGUUUACCUGCACAACACAAAGGUGACAGAGGGACACUAGCUGCUGUUUUUUUUUUCUUUCCCAUUUGGACGUAAAACAAGUUGAUAUUCCACCCAGCAGGCUGUUUGCAGAUGGACAGAAGCAUGUUUGUGUCGCUGUGGUGUGAGGAGGUGGAGGAGGACCAGAGUCAGGACCGGGGCCAGACUGAAGCCCGGGGCCACACGGUGGGCUCGUCUCAGCUGCGAGCCGCCUGGGACCCCACGGUGUCCGGGCAGCGUGUGAUCCAGAGGCUGCUCCACGUGGAGGAGAGGUACACGCCCUCCAUCCUCUACAUCACCCUCAUCCAGCGGGAGCCAGAGCGCAGGGACGAGCUCGCCAAAUGGGCCCUGGAGGUGUGCUGUGAGUGUGGCUGCGACGAGGCCGUGUUCCCCCUGUCCGUCUCUCUGAUGGACAGGUUCCUGUCUGCCUCGCUGUCUCUGCCCGUCUCGCCGUACUGCCUGGCUGCUGGCUGCAUCCUCAUCGCCUCCAAAAUCACAGAGUGCGAUAACGUCACCACCGACACCCUCUGUGCCGCAGCCGAGUACAGCUUCCAGCCCUCCAACCUGCGGGAGAUGGAGCGUGUCAUCCUCGCCACCCUCCGAUGGGACACAGCAGCAGUGACUCCGCAGGACUUCCUCCCACAUUUUCUUGCCUCCGUGGAGGAGCGAGGAGAUGGAGACAGCGGCGACUCUGAGGAGGCGCUGCUCUCCACCCUGCGGCGGCACAGCGACACGCUGGCCGCCAUGUGUGCCUGCGACUCCCGCUUUCUGGGAGCCCCGCCGUCGCUCGUCGCCGCAGCAUCUCUGAACUGUGCCCUGCGGGGUCUGGGCAACAAGGGCCCCGCUCAGCUGGCUGUGAUUUGUGAGGCGCUGGCGGAGCUCUGUCAGGCUGACCUGGCAGUGCUGCAGUGCUACAGUGAUAUGAUCGAAUAUUCCCUGCGGCAGCGGCUGAGGAGUGGCCUGCAGCAGGGCCCCAUGGAGAAGGAGGAAGAGGUGGAGAACGAGAGACCCGGGACACCUACAGACAUGAGGGAGAUUGAUUUCUAAACACCGAAUCAACGGUUGCAUUGGAAGUGUGAAUCAAUCAAAAACCUUACAUCAAAGUCCAUCAGUCAAACUGAUAUAAAUUGAUCAAGACCUCAAAAUGCUCUGGCAUGUCUUGAUAUUUUUAAAAAUUACUUCAUUGAGUGACUGUUAAUUUAUUUUUUUAAAUUUUAUUUAUUUGUGAACAAUUUUGCAGCUAUCUGUUUUGCAUGUGCCAUAUUUUAUUAUCUAUUUCUAUUAAUUUUAUUGUAUGCCUAGAUGUUAUUUUUGUUGCACAAUAUUUAUACCCUUUAAUUUAUUAUCACGUGCAAUUGUUGGCUCUUUCUAUGUUAAUUUAUUUCAACUUGCCAUGACUUUGUGUUUGUGUGUGGAAUUAAAUAUACAACAGAUCUA
Molecule: messenger RNA, 2119 nt
Organism: Anarrhichthys ocellatus (wolf-eel)
Lineage: Eukaryota; Metazoa; Chordata; Actinopteri; Perciformes; Anarhichadidae
Gene: ccndx
Product: cyclin Dx
Exons: 5
Coding region: 776-1729 (317 amino acids)
Source: RefSeq, a predicted model, not a curated record